Theileria annulata is the source of this 6174-nucleotide messenger RNA. RefSeq lists its product as uncharacterized. The transcript is spliced from 5 exons. The record is from RefSeq and is a predicted model, not a curated record. Lineage: Eukaryota; Apicomplexa; Aconoidasida; Piroplasmida; Theileriidae. Bases 1 to 6174 code for a protein of 2057 amino acids.
AUGGAGUUGAAUGACUUAUCAGAAAGUCAAAAAGAGCUAUUGCAGCCACUUCUUGAACUAAAAACAGAUGUUUCAUUGGAUUCACUGGUGGUUUUGAGGGAUGUAUUCCAAGAUCUGUCGGAAACAUAUAGUACAUUCGCAGCAUCGAUAAAGGACACAGAAAAAAAAUUAUUGACCUGCUAUAAUAUAGCGUCUUCUGGUAGUUUAACACCACAAGCCUGCGAAGCAUUGUUGAUGGUUCGAGGAAAUACACCAAACCUGUCAAACGUUAUCCUAUCAGCAACUGCAGAACAAGCAGGAGUGCUGAAAGUCAUGACAAGCAUGUUGAGCUUCCUGAACCAAGUUUAUGAGGAAGCAAAUAAGUUUUCAGAAUCUUUGGAUAAGUCAGUGGUUGUGCCACUCACAUCAUUUUCAAACGAAUAUCUAAAGACGUUUGGAAAAGAUGAAAAUCGAGCAUUCAGACAAGAUAUUUCAGGAUUCAUCCCAAAGCUUAAGGAGUUCAAAAAUUCACCAAACUACUCACAUAGUGAAAUACGAAAAUACGUGGACGUGGUACUAAAAUCACACAAGGAGCUGCAGGAUUGUCUAGCAUACGAGUCACAACUGACUCAAUACCUCGCCUCAGAUGACCAGUUUGAUACAAAGUUAAUUUCAAAAGCAAAAAAUAGAACAGUAAGAGCUAAAGUGACACUCGGAAAUAAUAUACAAAACCUGUUUACAAACGCGCCCGAGUUGAGAGAAAUCGUAGACUUCAAAAAUGCAGACGUGGAUGUACUCUCACAAAUCAGCAAAGUCUCCAAAAAACAAGCAGACGUUGUCUCCCAGUUGUCAAAGGUUAAUGAUAAGACAAAUAAUUCAGAAACAGGUGAAAGUCCUUCGGAAUACCAUUCCCAUUUCUGUGAUUUAGAGAAGAAGAGGCUGGAACUAUUUUCCAGGUGUUUCCAGCACUGGAUGGAUAACCACGCCAAGUACAAAAAGGGAGUUUAUUCCCAGUUGGAACUUAUGUGGGAUGAAGUAGUCAAGUUCUCGCCGAACAACGAUUUUAAAAGAUUUGAAGCAUGCCUCACUGGACAAACAGUUGAGUCUGAACCACAACACUCAAGGUCAGUUCCCACUGAUGAUCCGUAUGAAGGCAUAUGGAUACCAGCGCACCCGGGGCCAAUAGAAUCUGACACACAAGUACAGCCAGAUAAUACGUCUAGGAGCUCAGAACACAGUAAGGAAGAUCAAAUGAAUGUUACUGUUGAAGAAAGUUAUGAAUCCGGAAAUGUAUCAGACGAGGAAUAUGAUACAUCGUUAGUUGACGCUAGUUAUAGCACCGCAAAUGCUAAUCAUAUUACUGAAAAUAAAAGCUAUGACGAAGAAAACGUUCUAGACGAGGAUAAAAAUAAUGCUAAAGAUACAUACAAUAUAUAUAAGAUUAGCGAAAACGAUUUUGAUCAGUGCAGUGAUUCGAGAUAUACACCGACAGAAAUUUCAAAGGCGAACGAGUCUGACAUCCUAGAAUUAACCACCACUUCAGUACUUAACCUUGGUGUUCCAUCACACAUGAAAUUUCUGAAACGACAAAAAGCCUCAAAAAAACCUCUUAAACAGGAAGAAACUAAUGCUAAUGAUGGCAAAUUGGUUAAACCUGAUGAAACGGAGAAGCCUGAAGAAAUUGAGAAUAUAAAGCUACUUAGUUUAGAGUCAAAUUAUCUGGAUUCCGACGAGUACGGUACUUUUAUCAAGCAUUUGGAAGAAAAAACCGAUACAAGAUACAAAGAAACUGAUGAAGAAGUAAGUGAAUCUGAAGUUGAAGAGAAUCAAGAGGAGAAAACCGUAGCGAAAUCUAUGGAAGAAGCAUAUAAAGAAGAUAGAAUGGCUACCGAGAAGGAAAGCCAAUCUCCCAAAAAAGAAAUUGAUGAUAAAAAGCUUCGAUAUAUAAACCCAGGAGUAGUAGGCGACCCGAAGAGAAUAUUGAGAAUAACAAGACGUAGAUUGGACGAACAUAUGCUAACUUUGUUUAAUAAGUGCAGAGAAAAAAGGUUGGAGUCACAAUUUGAUUGGUUAAAUGAUAAGGUAAAAAAUAUAGUUAAAUUGUUUGAAGACUACGAUGCAUACCCAAUAGUCGAUUUUGAUCAACUAGUAAAGCAAAUUGAUUCAGCAGCAUCAACCAAAGCUGAUCAAAGCCCACGUUCAGUAGACGGUUAUGUAGAGUUGUCAGAUAGAGCAGUUCUAGCAAUACUUCCAUAUUCACUGUACGAUAAGUAUAUGGAUGAAGACCAAUGGACAAUAUUCUCCCUGGAAAUGUUAGUACUGAUGCACCAGUAUGUGUCAUCGUUCUUAAAUCACCCCUGUCUGAACGAAGAAACGGGAGAGUUGAGGGAGUAUUUGUUGGCAAAUUUGGGCAUUUUAGAGCAAGUGCUCAUUAAGCUGAGGAAGACGAUAGAGACGUAUAAGUUUAGGACCUCAGUGUCAGAAUUCGAAUAUGGUAUCCUGGAUGUUGCUUUGAAACCAAGAGACUCGUUCACAGCACGCUCACCAGCAAUGAGGCUGCACGUCAUGGACAUAAGGUACAGAAUUUUGCUUCUGAUCGACUCCUUUUCAAAGGGAGAUAUUGUAAUUCAUAGCGAAAAGCUAUUUGUGAUUAAGGAGUUUUACCAAUGGAUGUAUAGGCAGCUACAUUUCGUCCACAUAACACUACUGCAGAAACUCACGAGAGUCAUAUACCUCAUACCAAACCACUGUAAGGAUUUGCAAGAUAGAUGGUUGAGAUGCAUCAACUCAAAAGAACCACAAGAAGAAUUGCUCCACGGUUUUAAAUUCGGAGACAAACCACUUAUUGAUAAGAUUGGAAACUUAGUGUUGAAGGAGCUGUUGUAUUCAUUGGGUAUAGUAAAUUCACUUAAACAGUACGCUAUAAGCAAAGUGGAUAAAUCUUGUUCGGUUGAUUCGCCAAGAGCUGGCCUGCUUCAAAAUUCUGACCAAAGUAGAGAAAAUGAUGGCCUGGUCAAAGGAAAUUUGCUGGAGUUGUUGAGGAGGUUAGUGAUGGUUGAGGAUUUGGACGAGGAGUUCAAAUCACAUUUUAACUUGCCAGAAGACGAACGCCAAAUGAGACAACUUAAACAGGAAGAUUUCGCAAUAAACCUGAGUUUUUAUAACGAUCAUGAAAUUUCAGUGCUAGCAGAAGUUAGAAGUAACAAAACGACGUGUUUCCAAAGGUGUAUCACGCCACGUGGCAGAACAGUGAAUAAGGAAAAGCUAAAAAAAACAAAACGUUCCAAUAAAUCAAAAAAGAAGGAGCAAAAGAAGAUUAUAAAGUCGGUGGAAAAUGAUUUAAUGACAAAUAAAUCAUGGAAUAAGUACUUUAACCACAGAGUUGAUGAAGUAGUAUUAUCAAAGAGUUUCAGAAUGGAAGAGCCAGUGGUGCUCCUGAUUUGCAGUUAUCUCCACAAAUACCUGACAUGCGAUGAAAUUCCAAUGUCAGACUUCCCACAACACUUUCAGACGAUUUUGUACCUUAGUUCCUUUAUGCAGACGGGAAUUUUGCCAAACUUUAACCUCCUGAAGCACAACGUUAAGGAUAAUGAAAACAACAAUUUCAAGAACCAAAUCCCAAUUAUCGCACACUCAAUAAUGGCAGCAUCAUCACUAUGGUUUUACAAAAUUAACACGCCUGCAGAAAACACUCCAACAGAAGGAGUUAUUUCCACACCAGCAAAGGAUUCCACAGUAGAGUACAGUACACAACCCAACCACACAGAAGAUGGAUUCGAGAAUUAUAAGAGGCUUAGAAUAUCAAGUACAGGAAUAAAGGAACGACUAAGGUCAAUGGUUAAGUUGAAAUUUAAGAUAACAGAAAAUGUAGCUAAACAGUUGUACAUCCUAUUGCAAAUGCCAACCAACUUGCACCACUUGCCAGUUGGACUGUCGGACCUCGAUUCAUACCUUCUGUUCGACCUGUUAAAAUACAAAAUCGGUGGAAAUUUUACACCAGAAGAUCUGAUGCCUAAUUACACGUAUCAAGAUAAAACCUCCAUUGAACUCAUUACUCUGGAAAAUAUUACUGAAAUGUCUAAUUCAGUACUAACACAACUCAAGGCAAUGGAUUCAAAUAAAGCAUGCAAUAAAGUUCAAUUCAUAAUUUCACAGUUGAUCAAUUAUCAGUCACCGACUCUAUUCACAAUAAUAUCAGGCAAUGAUACUCCUAACAUAACUGAUAUUGGAGUUAAAGCUGGCCACUCCAUGGGCAAAUCAACUUACACCACAGUUGGAUCAACAAACCCUGUACGUAGGGCAUCACUGGACGUAAAGUACAAUUAUGACUAUUCACUACUAACACCUUCAUCAAUAGAGAGAAGUAUCAUGACAAUAUUAUUCUUGAGGCUGUCAUGCGUUAGCUUCAAGAAUGAGUUGUUCAAGUGCUUGUGCAAGUUCUCCCAAUUCGUCGACUCUAGCGGCCUUUUCUACGUCCUUUCAGUUUUCGUUAUGAUGUUCAGAGCUCUUUACCCAAGACUCUCAGAUAACAUACCUAACCUUUCAAUUUUUGAAGCAGAUGAUGAAAAUGAUAAACCACACUGGAAUAUGAUUAACAUAUUCAGGUAUAUAGUGAAUCGGAAUGCGAAGGUAUUUGUUGAUGAGUGUGUGGAUAGAGUGAAGGAAACUAAUGAUUCAUCCCUGGACAAUAAUGGCCUAAUUCCUCUCAUCACAGAGGAGAUGUUGCAGAUGCUGAGGUACCAGUGCACAGCAUCGAGUAAUGUCUGGAACAGCUUCCUCCAGUUCGGCGAAUUCUCGUCUCUGCUCUCAAACUGCAGUAUAUUGCACUACAAAAAGGUGUAUGAAAAACUUAAAAUCAAUACGGAGUUGGUAAUGCCCGAGUUCAGAAGGCUAAUGGUGUUACAGCGCGAAUUUGACUCGAGUUAUAUAGUGAGGACGCCAGCAAGUGACCCAGCCCAGCAGGAACAGAGGCUAUUAAACUGCAUGUUCUUCUGCUACAAAAACUCUAACCACAAGCUUAGCGGAUAUGCUGAGUUUUUAAAAACCAUAAAGGAUACCCUGACCAGGGCUCUCGAACAUAAGUUCGUCUCAAUGUCUGACAUGAUUGAUUCCUCUGUUGAUAAUGAGGAUUGGAAGAGAGUUAGUACUGAGAACUCGUAUACCCAAGGAGUUGUAAACUUGGUCACAGUGCUAAACGCAUGCCUCAAGGCAUCAUUUCAUCUCUCACCCCCAGUCGAGUGGCUCAUACUUCCGUUCACAAGCGCCUGUGAAAACUCAAUCAGGUCAUACAAUAGAGCAAUUCUAAAGUGCUACAAACUCAGCAAUCUCUAUAAUAUACAUGCUAACAUCAUCGAUGGAAUUCCAUCAGGAGAUGGUGUGGGUGCAGGUGAUGACGAAAAAAAGGCUAAGAAGACUUUGUGGAAGAGGCUUAAGAACACACUUGGAGUUAAGUCACAGAAAAGCUCAUCUUACCACCACGUCGUUGGCCUGGUUGACAAGUACAGUAACGACUUCAAGUCUAAGACCGUAAUGGACGACCUUACGCGUAUUGCAAACAUGAACUACUUAUCGAACAACCUUAUGAAGGUCCCCGAGGACAUUUUCGGAUUCUACUACAGCCAGAUCAGGCAAAGAGAUCCAGAGUACGAAUUCUUGCACGACACCAUUGGAACUUCGCUGGUCUCCGAUGUUAACCGCUUUUUCUUCUUGGAACCACAACAAUUGCUUGAAAUCCCCCACUCAAAGUCGCUCUCGUCACUCAUCUUCGCAUCACAGAGGAUACUCAAACGCGAAUCAAAUCAGCUGAUCAUGGAUACCAUCACCGUAGUCAUGUGGAAAUUGGUACUGGUGGAUUUCAAACACCAUGUCUUCUACAAUCUAUACACACCGGAAGUCAAUACGGGAUACAAAAUUAAGGAUAUUGUCGAAAAGUUCCCCGAUAGCAUCUUCCUAUUCAUUGAUAAAAUACCACAGUAUUAUAUUCAGUUCGCAUACAACAACUUUUUUGAAGCAUUCAUCAAAACAGUCUUCUACAUAAUAAGGUAUAAAAGUAGGGAUAACAAGCUCACAAAGUCUGCAAUAAAGGUAGUGUAUCACGACGUCGAUGUAUUGAAAAAGUUGCUGGACAAGUAUUCACAAGAUAAUCUGGAGCUUCUGGAAUCACUUAAAAAUUACAUCAAGUCCCUCAUUAACUAG